Chenopodium quinoa (quinoa) is the source of this 2230-nucleotide messenger RNA. Its product is annotated as transcription factor stalky-like. Gene Ontology annotation, biological process: regulation of DNA-templated transcription. Gene Ontology annotation, molecular function: sequence-specific DNA binding; zinc ion binding. The transcript has 2 exons. The record is from RefSeq and is a predicted model, not a curated record. Bases 333 to 1826 code for a protein of 497 amino acids. Lineage: Eukaryota; Viridiplantae; Streptophyta; Magnoliopsida; Caryophyllales; Amaranthaceae.
CAUUGUCCGUAAAAGUUAGUUAUGGACAAACCGGGAGUGAACAAAAACAGACCAGAAUUUUAUUAUUGUUUUUGCUCGAUUUAGAGAGGAAGCAUCUGACCAGAUUUGUGAUGCAGCAAAUUAGGAAUAAUACUUUUACCCCAAUAAAUCAAUCAAAUUGUCUAAAUAAUUAUUCAUUCCUAAAUUGUCCUAAACCUUGUUUUUCCAUACCCUAAACCCAUAAACUAAUUAAUUAUUUAAGGAGCAAUCCAAAACCUUCAUUCAUCAACCCCAUUAGAGUUCUAUGUGAGCAUUUUGCAUCUGAUUUUAUAUCAAAGUUUUGAUUUUUAAUAAUGGCUACCCCUGAAAAUAAGGGUGUUGCUAUUUCUGGGAAUGAGAAAAUUGGGGUUGAUCCAAUACCCAAUACCCAUGUUUCAUUUGGGCAAUUGUUGGAUUUGGGUGUUAUUAAUCAAUUUGGGCAAUUAUUGGGUGAUUAUAGCAGAUUGGAUGAAGACCUCUGGCUCUGUGAUCAUGAGGAUGAUGAAUCAAUGAAUGCUUUGGAUAAUGGCUAUGAAGGGCUUAAAUGUCAAAUUAUACCAUCUGAUGAAACCAUUGUUGAUGUGAAGCAGCCAUUAGAAUAUGUUGACAAAGCUGUCUGUGAAGGAGGCAUGGCAUAUGUGAAAGAAACUUCUACCUCCUUGAACAAUUCCUCUCAGAAAAAUUCUCAGACGUCCAGUCCAAUUUCAGUUUUCCAAACAGAGAGGCCAUACACUGAUGUCAUGUCAGCAAUGCGUGCCCAAAGCCAAUGCCCCACUAAGAACAACAUUCCAGGAGGCCUUCAGUUUUUUGGCAGCACUAUUUAUACCAGACAACAGAAUUCAACGUGCCAAUCUGAGUCAGAGUACUCAAUGGAGUCUUCUCUAUCAGAUGAAACCGAAGAGUAUAUUCCAUCCAAGCAGAUGCGGACUAGGAAAAUUAGUGAUAUACUUGAUUCAGAUUCUGACCCAGCAUUGAAGAAAUGCAUGCACUGCAAAACAACGGACACCCCGCAAUGGAGGACAGGGCCGAGGGGACGAAAAACUCUAUGCAAUGCAUGUGGAGUUCAGUAUAAACAUGGUAGGCUUUUUCCUGAUUACCGCCCUUUAAAGAGUCCAGGAUUUGAUCCUUCUAUACAUUUUCAUCUGCCCAAGAAAGUCCAGGAAAUGAGAAUGGGUAGCUCAAGUGAACAAGGUCCAAACCCUACUCCUAAAUCUAAAAAAAUUGAAGAGAGGAGGGUGGUUUACACAAUUGAGAAGGGUCAAAACCUGACUCCCAAACCAAAGGAAGUUGAGGAGAUAAGAAUAAGUCACACCAGUGGGAGGGAUCAAAUUACUACUCCUAAAACCAAAUCUCAACGCCCUUCGCUUGAAUCUGAUUCUGACGAGGAGUGGGUCUUGGGUAACAAUAAGAGGGACAAGAACCGUGCUCAUAGAGCCAAGAAAUUUGAGAAAUUGAAAGAGAAGGUUAGCAAUGAGAUUCAGUCAGAUUCUAGAGAAAGGAACCAAAACUCUGACUCUUAUCUGAGUCUGAAACGUAAACUACCGAAACAUGCGGGCAAGAAGUGCCUACACUGUGAAUCAAAGGAUACCCCACAAUGGAGGGAGGGGCCUAUGGGACGACAUACACUUUGCAAUGCAUGUGGUGUGCAAUACAGAGCUGGUAGGUUAUUUCCUGAGUACCGUCCUUUGAAAAGUCCUACCUAUGAUCCGUCUUUGCAUUCCCAUUUGCCCAAGCAGGUCCUGAAGAUGAGAUUGAGCAAUGCUGAGAAAUGUGCAACUUCUGGUAAUCAUGAAGCCAGCAUGAGCUAAAUCCAGGAAGCAAUUUAAGCAAUUUUCUCUGUCUUCAUACCAAACACUGGAUAUUUAGGUUACAGAUUCCCUCUGCUAGUUCCCCGCAUGCCACAGCUUGCUCUCAGUGUCCCUUCUUCCCCGUGUUCCUCAAUUUUAUGCACACAUCACUGAGAGAUAGGAAUGGCUGUUGCUAAAAGUAGGUCAAGUUUGUGGGUUGAGCUAGCUAAUCAAUGGGGAAUAAAAAUAGGAGUACAGAGUGUAUGUAUAUUAUGAACCACAUAAUUAUAUAUUUGGGUAUGCAUAGUUAGUAUCUCUGGUAAUCUGUCUCCUAAUUAUGUCAUCCUCUUUAUAGAAGAACUAUGAAGCAGUUUGUAUUGUAUUUUGGUAUGAAGCAAUUAAUCUGACAUCGACAUUUUCUGAAA